This is a messenger RNA of Cryphonectria parasitica EP155, 183 nucleotides long. RefSeq lists its product as uncharacterized. NCBI's taxonomy places the organism in Eukaryota, Fungi, Ascomycota, Sordariomycetes, Diaporthales, Cryphonectriaceae. The record is from RefSeq and is a predicted model, not a curated record. The coding region runs from base 1 to 183 and encodes 60 amino acids. The transcript has a single exon.
AUGCUUUGCACUGCUUGUACUUUCCGGAGCCUGGUAUGCAAGAUGAUGGAUGAUGCAAAGCGUUGUUCUCAGUAUAUCUGUCAUGCUCGUUCUUGUAAUGGCUGUGAGGUUUCUGUUUCUGCUUGUAAGUUCUCUUUUUCUUCUUUUCUAAUCCCUUUGCUGAUGCUCUUCUUCUUUCCUUAG